AUGAAAAAAGUGUCUGUUAGUCCAAUUGGGAUAAUGAAACAACCAAAAUCAUUCAAUUUGGUAGCUACUACAGUUCAGCCACUAGAGGCCUCAACAAUGGGCCGCUUCGACAACACAGUAUCAUCCCAAGGCAACAAUGUUCUUGUUUUGUUUGUUAAUUUAUUCAAAACGGGGAUGAAAAGAGUGUCUGUUAGUCCAAUUGGGAUGAUGAAACAACCAAAAUCAUUCAAUUCGGUAGCUGCUUCAGUUCUAUCACUUGAGGCCUCAACAAUGGGCCGCUUCGACAACACAGUAUCAUCCAAAGAGGUUCUUGAGGUGUGGCGAAAUGCCAAAGCCGUAUGCUUUGAUAUGGACAACAUAGUCUGCCUAGAUGAGGGUGUUGAUGAACUAGCAUAA
This is a messenger RNA of Ilex paraguariensis (yerba mate), 396 nucleotides long. NCBI's taxonomy places the organism in Eukaryota, Viridiplantae, Streptophyta, Magnoliopsida, Aquifoliales, Aquifoliaceae. The record is from the annotation of a GenBank genome assembly.